UUUACCAUCCCUCACCGGGCUCCUUGGGUCCCUUUUUUCUCACUCCUUCCCUGAGCUUUAGUUCACCUGCUACCAAGUCCCGUUCUUGACUCUCUGGCGCUACCUUUGGGUCUGAUCUCGAGAUGGCCCAGCGCGACGGGGUCGGGAGCUCGCAGCCCAGCUCCUCUAAGCAAGAGGAGGUGGAAGCUGCAGAGGGUAAUCCCCAAAGACCAUUGAGAAUAGAGCGCGAGGAUAGCUCGUUCUUCGACGCGAUGGAGCCUGAACAAAAAGCCGAAUUGACCCGCUUAGCUUCGAAUUUUCCUAGGCGCCAGAGCACUCUCGACCCGGGCGUCGAUGGGGGAAUUGAAAGAAAGGACACACUUGAAGGGCUGGAGAUUGGCGACCCGGUCCUCGAUCCUACCAGUGAUCAAUUUGAUCAUUAUAAGUGGGUUCGAAUGGUGCUGAAAAUGUUGGACAGAGAGGGCAUUCCCCGACCACCUUCGACCGGCGUCGUCUUUCAGCAUCUCAAUGUCUGUGGCUCAGGCUCGGCCUUACAAUACCAGAACAACGUGUCCUCGAUUCUGCUGGCGCCGUUCAGACCACAAGAAUACCUGCCUUGUGUACAACACACCCCGGAAAAGCAUAUCUUGCGUGACUUUGAUGGGCUCCUCAGGAGUGGCGAGCUGUUGAUAGUGCUGGGACGUCCGGGAAGUGGCUGCUCGACGUUUCUAAAGUCAUUAUGCGGAGAACUGCAUGGUUUGAAGCUCCGUAAGAGCUCCGAGAUCCAGUUCAAUGGAAUCUCUAUGGAGAAGAUGCACAGGGAGUUCAAGGGAGAGGUGUUAUACAACCAGGAGGUGGAUAAACAUUUCCCACAUCUGACUGUUGGCCAAACAUUGGAAUUUGCUGCUGCUGCGAGGGCCCCUGAGACUCGAUUGCAGGGCAUCAGUCGCCAGCAGUAUGCCAAGUAUAUCACCCAGGUAGUGAUGACCAUUUUUGGUCUGUCGCAUACGCAUAACACAAAGGUUGGUGAUGAUUACAUCAGGGGUGUUUCGGGCGGUGAACGAAAGCGAGUCAGUAUUGCCGAAAUGGCGGUCUCCGGGGCCCCUGUUGGUGCGUGGGAUAACAGCACCAGGGGCCUUGACUCUGCAAGUGCACUGGAAUUUGUUAAGGCCCUUCGAGUUUCAUCAAACCUAGGUGGUAAAUGCCAUGCAGUUGCUAUCUACCAGGCAUCACAGGCAAUCUACGAUGUUUUUGAUAAGGCAAUCGUUUUGUACGAAGGCCGGGAGAUAUACUUCGGGCCUUGCAGCGAGGCCAAAGAAUACUUCGUCAACAUGGGCUGGUACUGUCCCCCACGCCAGACGACUGGGGAUUUUCUGACAUCAGUCACCAAUCCUCAAGAGCGUCAGGCACGUGAAGGAAUGGAGAACAAGGUUCCUCGAACUCCUGAUGAUUUUGAAAGAUAUUGGAAGACCAGUUCGCAGUAUGCCAGGCUUCAACAGGAAAUCGAGCAGCACUUGAAGGAGUUUCCUUUGGGUGGACAGCAUGAACAGAGAUUCGGUGAAAUGAAGCGACUGAAACAAGCGAAUCACGUUUGGCAGAAGAGUCCAUACAUAAUUUCUAUUCCCAUGCAAGUGAAGCUCUGCACAAUCAGGGCAUAUCAAAGAAUAUGGAACGAUAAACCCUCUACACUGACGAAUGUCAUUGGACGGAUCGCAAUGUCCCUUAUUAUCGGCUCGAUGUACUAUGGAACACCAAAUGCCACUGCGGGCUUCCAAAGUAAAGGAGCCGCUCUUUUCUUCGCCGUAUUGAUGAACGCUCUCAUUAGCAUUACAGAGAUAAACUCCCUUUACGACCAGCGCCCAAUCAUUGAGAAGCAAGCAUCAUACGCCUUUGUUCAUCCUUUCACUGAAGCCUUCGGUGGCGUUGUGUCUGAUAUCCCCGUCAAAUUUGUCUCUGCUGUGGUGUUCAAUAUCAUCUUCUAUUUUCUAGCUGGUUUGCGAUAUGAACCAUCCCAAUUCUUCAUAUUCUUUCUGUUCACGUUCCUAAGCACUCUUGCAAUGUCUGGGAUUUUUCGGACCCUUGCAGCCUCAACGAAAACUCUUGCGCAAGCAAUGGCCAUGGCUGGAGUCAUAGUAUUGGCCAUUGUCAUCUACACAGGCUUUGUAAUCCCUACUCCUCAGAUGUCCGCUAUCCCGUGGUUCAGCUGGAUACGGUGGAUAAACCCCAUCUACUAUACGUUCGAGGCUUUGAUUGCCAAUGAAUUUCACGGCCGGCGCUUUACAUGUUCACAGUUCAUACCAGGAUAUCCAAGCUUGAGUGGAGACUCUUUCAUUUGUUCUGUCCGAGGCAGUGUAGCUGGAGAAAGGAGCGUGUCCGGAGAUGCUUAUAUCCAAACACAGUACAGCUACACAUAUGCACAUGAGUGGAGGAAUCUCGGCAUUCUUAUAGGAUUCUGGAUAUUUUUCACUGCUCUUUACCUGGUUGCAACCGAAGUCAACUCUGCCACUUCGUCCAAAGCCGAAUUCCUUGUCUUUCGGCGAGGCCAUGUACCCCCGCAAAUGCGCAACCUCGACAAACAGCCUGGAGGAGACGCCGGAACCACUGAUGUCGCCUUAGCCCACAGGGCUGCUGAGGCAGAAAAGGACACAUCUGCUCUUCCUAAACAGAGUAGUAUAUUCACAUGGAGAAACGUUUGCUACGAUAUACCAGUCAAGGGGGGUCAACGGCGUCUCUUGGAUAACGUCUCCGGAUGGGUCAAACCCGGAACACUCACAGCGCUGAUGGGUGUCUCAGGCGCAGGGAAAACCACAUUGCUUGACGUUCUAGCCAAGCGUGUAUCGGUAGGUGUCGUUACAGGUGACAUGUUGGUGGAUGGGAGGGCACUUGACAGUAGCUUCCAAAGGAAGACGGGAUAUGUGCAGCAGCAGGACCUUCACCUUUCCACAACAACUGUGAGAGAAGCCCUACGCUUCAGUGCGCUUCUGCGCCAGCCUAAGUCGGUUUCUACGAGAGAAAAGCAUGAAUAUGUUGAGGAAGUUAUCGAAAUGCUUAACAUGCAAGACUUUGCCAGUGCUAUUGUUGGAACACCAGGCGAAGGGCUAAACGUUGAGCAGAGGAAGUUACUGACAAUUGGGGUUGAGCUUGCUGCUAAACCCGCAUUGCUUAUCUUUCUUGAUGAGCCAACAAGUGGAUUAGACUCACAGAGUUCCUGGGCCAUUUGUUCUUUCCUCAGGAAACUUGCAGAUCAUGGCCAAGCAGUGCUCUCAACGAUUCACCAACCCAGCGCUCUCUUGUUUCAACAGUUUGAUCGCCUUCUCUUUCUGGCAAAAGGAGGACGGACGGUUUACUUUGGCGAUAUCGGUGACCAGUCGCGCACCUUACUGGACUAUUUCCAAGCAAACGGAGCAAGGGCUUGUGGGCCAUCAGAAAACCCGGCGGAAUAUAUGCUUGAGAUUAUUGGAGCCGGUGCCUCUGGAAGGGCGACUAAGGACUGGCCAGGUGUGUGGAACGAUAGUCAACAAGCCCGGGAUAUCCAGACAGCAAUCGACAAGAUUCAUCAGGAAAGGGCAUCGAACCCUGAUACUGGCGACGAUAACGCCCAGAAGGGAGAAUAUGCCAUGCCUUUCCCCAGCCAGUUGUGGCACGUAACCCAUCGUGUCUUCCAGCAGUAUUGGCGCGAACCCUCUUACGUGUGGGCUAAGCUGAUUCUAGCUACGGCUUCCUCUUUAUUCAUCGGGUUCACAUUUUUUAAACCUGACAACAACUUGCAGGGGUUCCAGGAUGUUUUGUUCAGUGCCUUCAUGCUCUGUUCAAUUUUCUCGACUUUGGUGCAACAGAUCAUGCCAAAGUUCGUGGUUCAGCGGUCACUUUACGAAGUUCGAGAACGGCCAUCGAAAGCUUAUUCAUGGGCAGCAUUCCUUGUCGCCAAUGUUCUCGUUGAGAUCCCGUACCAAGUUCUCGCCGGAAUCAUCGCCUACGCGUGUUACUACUACCCUACAUAUGGAGCCAAUCAAGCCUCCCAUCGACAAGGGCUCAUGUUACUCUUCGUCGUACAGUUCUACGUGUUCACCUCAACGUUUGCCGCUUUGGUAAUCUCCGCUCUGCCCGACGCCGAAACAGGAGGUUCCAUUGCAACGCUGUUGUUCAUCAUGGCUCUGACAUUCAAUGGUGUCAUGCAACCACCCCAGGCCCUGCCAGGCUUCUGGAUCUUCAUGUACCGGGUCUCUCCACUGACCUACCUGAUUGCGGGCAUCACAGCGACAGGGUUACACGGAAGAGGAAUUCAAUGUUCCAACGAGGAGAUGAGCGUAUUCAACCCCCCUUCUGGUCAGACUUGUGGCCAAUAUAUGUCGCAAUACUUGCAAGUUGCUCCGGGACAACUGUAUAACCCAACAGCAACCCAGGAUUGCCAAUACUGUCAAUUGCAGAAUGCCGACCAAUACUUGGCAUCCAGUGAAAUUUACUACAGCCAACGCUGGCGUAACUUCGGCAUUGGAUGGGCGUACGUGGGGUUCAACAUUCUGGGCACCGUCGCCCUGUACUACAUGUUCCGGGUGAAGCACUACAACCCCACCAGCUUGGUGAGAGGAGCGGUGCAGGGUGCAAGGGUGGUCUGCCGCGUGUUCAAGAGGCGAUCCGGACAGACGCCAAAGGGAAGAGAAGCCGAGAACGGCAGAUUGUACUAGGGGUCUGUAUCAUUGACAUGGCUGUCCUGCGAUAUUAUGGCUAUGUGGUUAUUCCAGCACGUCGCUGGAACUUUAUAAUGUUAUAAUUAGUAUCUUUCGUAUGUAAUGGUAAAUUAAUAUACUUCUUGCUACCAAUCCGUCA
Molecule: messenger RNA, 4806 nt
Organism: Aspergillus sclerotioniger CBS 115572
Lineage: Eukaryota; Fungi; Ascomycota; Eurotiomycetes; Eurotiales; Aspergillaceae
Product: ATP-binding cassette transporter
Exons: 11
Coding region: 123-4664 (1513 amino acids)
Biological process (GO): transmembrane transport
Cellular component (GO): membrane
Molecular function (GO): ATP hydrolysis activity; ATP binding; ABC-type transporter activity
Source: RefSeq, a predicted model, not a curated record